Messenger RNA from Cyprinus carpio (common carp), 1973 nucleotides. RefSeq lists its product as uncharacterized. Gene Ontology annotation, molecular function: protein binding. Lineage: Eukaryota; Metazoa; Chordata; Actinopteri; Cypriniformes; Cyprinidae. The record is from RefSeq and is a predicted model, not a curated record.
ACACACUCAGACAGGUGCAGGUAUAUAAGUGCAGGUCAUCAGAACAUCAGAGAUUUUUUCUCACAAGCAAGAUGCUGCUUCACUGGAACAUGGACAUGAGGGGUAUCGUGGGGGUGUUGGUGUGUUUGUCUUUCGGAAAGUGUGCUUUAGUUCCUGAACUCCGUGCAACAGAGUUUGGGUUAAUGCCUCCUGAGAACCUUACGCAAGGACAAACGGGAUUUGCGGUGUCUGAUUUAUCCUAUUGUCAGAUGAUUCUGGAAGCUCCGGUUCCACCCACAGCAGACCAGGUACCCUGGUUCUGCAUCUGUUCUGCUUGCUCCGGAAACCGAGGCCAGAAAGGAGACAGAGGCGACCGCGGACUGCCAGGAGUUCCUGGUAGUUCAGGUCCAAGAGGCCUCAGUGGGCUUCCCGGCCGUCCAGGAUUCACAGGACGUCCCGGCAUUAAGGGUGAGAAAGGUGACGCCGGGGAUAAGGGUGACAUUGGUCAACCUGGAGUUUCAGGGCCAAAGGGAGACAGGGGAUUUAAAGGUGAGAAGGGUGACCGUGGUCUUUAUGGUCCUAUGGGAGAACAGGGUCCAAAGGGAGAAGAUGGUCAGUGCCCGGAAACCUGUGUGCCCAUACCAGGGCCGGCAGGUGAGCCAGGUCUUCCUGGUCCUGUGGGUGCACGGGGGUUACCUGGGCUGAAUGGAAACCCUGGUCCCAAAGGGUUGAAGGGUGAUCCGGGUGUGGCGGGGGAGCCUGGCGUUCCAGGUGUACCAGGGAAGAAGGGUGACCAAGGUCCACAGGGCCUGUGCAAUUGUCAGGAUGGUGCUCCAGGAGCCCAGGGUCAAACAGGUGUAAAGGGUGAGAAGGGAGACGAGGGUCCGACAGGGCUGACGGGUCAAACUGGAGCCACAGGACCUAAAGGUGGUCAGGGAGAUAUGGGAAUGCCUGGUAUGCCCGGACCUUGUUCACCCUCUGUGCAAUCUGCUUUCUCUGCUGCUUUACUCACUUCCUAUCCUAUACCGAGCCGGCCAGUGCCUUUCAAACGUGUCAUCCACAAUGUAAACCUGCACUUCAACCCUGAUAAUGGCGUCUACACCGCCCCGGUUAACGGAACCUACGUGUUCAGCUACCACCUGCAAGUAUCCACCCGUAUGCUAAAGGUCGGACUCUUCCACAACUUCGAGGCCAUAGUGAGGACAACUACACCAGUGGAAAUGAACAUCGCCUCUCAGCAGACUAUGCUGAGUCUGAACCAGGGUGACUGGGUGUGGCUGCAGGUGAAAGACACCAGCAAUAACGGCAUGUUCACCGGCAGCGAGGCCAGCAGCACAUUCAGCGGGUUUUUGUUGUACCCAGACAGAUGUGAUGACAUGUUUGGAAGAGGUUUCCCUGCAAACGCUGCUAACAAUGGAACCGCUCCAACAUUCCCUGAGCAUGAUCUUCCCUGGUAACUUCCGUAAAGACCCAUAUGUAUACCUUACCCACUUACCCUAUACCUUAAACCCUUAACAAACCCCUACAUUCUAAACCACCACCUACAGCCCAGACAAGGGACAGCCAGUCAUGCUUAUGGAGGGCUACCAUCCUGCAGAUUUUAGCUCCAACCCUAUUCAAACACAACAGCUAAUCAAGUUGCUCAGGAUUACGUCAAAGUAACAGACAGGUGUGUUGAAGCAGGGUUAGAACUGAAGAAUGCAGGAAGGUAGCUCUCCAAAAGAAGGGCUGGAGACCCCUGGCCUUAGACCUAAACACUUAAUCUACACCCUGAAUUCUAAACCUAAAUUUGACCUAUUCCCUAGACAGAUACCCAACAUUCUAAACCUCCAACCAAAAUUUUAUCUACACCCUAGACUUACACCCAACAUUCUAUACCUAAACUCUACUCUAGGUCUACUCCCUAGACCUGCAACCUAAACUGAUAACCUUCACUCAAACUUUUAACUGCACCUUAGACCUUCACCCAACAUUCUAAUCCUAAAAAUUGACUU